This is a messenger RNA of Cololabis saira (Pacific saury), 5667 nucleotides long. RefSeq names its product caskin-2-like. Gene Ontology annotation, molecular function: protein binding. The record is from RefSeq and is a predicted model, not a curated record. NCBI's taxonomy places the organism in Eukaryota, Metazoa, Chordata, Actinopteri, Beloniformes, Belonidae.
GGUGGUAAACCUGGAUCUCCGGGAGAGAGUGUGGAUUCAGGGCGGGAGGACGGGACUGAUCCGGGUCCGAGUCCCGAACUAACCACAGAACCGAGCCGGGCCCGAGCCCGCGGAACACCGGGAACUUUCCUGGACCGGGAACCGGGACCCGGAGCCGCGGCCCGUCCGGACCCGACCAGAACCAGAACCAGAACCAGAACCAGAACCAGAACCGGGACCAGAACCGGGACCGGGACCGGACCGAGCGGCUCCGAACUUUCUACACACUUUUCCUUUGAAAAGCGUUUCAUCCUCCUCUUCCUCCUGGAAGCCCCGCCCCCCGAUUGGAAGCCCCGCCCCCACAGGUCUGGAAGCCCCGCCCCCUGACCUCCGACCCCAGGAGGAGGGCAGGGCGUCUCCUGGAGGCCGUCCAGCCCCCGGCAUGGAGGUCUAAGGACCAGGAGGUCCAGGAGGACCUGAACCAGGACCUGAACCAGGACCUAAACCAGAACCAGGACCAGAUCCAGCAGGAUUAUGGGGAAGGAGCAGGAGCUGCUUCAGGCCGUGAAGACCGGAGACCUGAACUCCACCCAGAAGCUGCUGGCCAAGCUGAAGACCGGCAGGAACAAACUACUAGGAUCCACCAAGAGGCUGAACGUGAACUACCAGGACUCUGACGGGUUCUCCUCCCUCCACCACGCGGCUCUAACCGGAUCCUCGGAGCUGCUGACGGUUCUGCUGGAGGCCCGGCCCACGGUGGACAUCCGGGACAGCAACGGCAUGCGUCCGCUCCACUACGCCGCCUGGCAGGGGAAGUCUGAGUCGGUUCUGCUGCUGCUGCGGUCGGGAUCCUCGGUGAACCUGGUGUCGCUGGACGGACAGAUCCCCCUGCACCUGGCGGCCCAGUACGGCCACUACACCACGUCGGAGAUGCUGCUGCAGCACCAGUCCAAUCCCUGUCUGGUCAACAAGGCCAAGAAGACUCCUCUGGACCUGGCCUGCGAGUUCGGCCGCGCCAAGGUGGCCCAGCUGCUGCUGAGCAGCAACAUGGCUGCGUCUCUGCUGGAGGGCGACAGGAAGGAGCCGUCGGACUCGGGCUUCACCACGCCGCUGCACCUGGCGGCCCGGAACGGACACAAGGACGUCAUCACGCUGCUGCUGAAGGCCGGCAUCGACGUGAACAGAACCACCAGGUCCGGGACGGCUCUGCACGAGGCCUCGCUGUACGGGAAGACGGAGGUGGUGAAGCUGCUGCUGGAGGCCGGCGUGGACGUGAACAUCAGGAACUCCUACAACCAGUCAGCGCUGGACAUCGUUAACCAGUUCACCACGUCGUCUGCUGGACGAGACAUCAAGCAGCUGCUGAGAGACGCCACCGGGUUCCUGCAGGUCCGAGCUCUGAAGGAUUACUGGAACCUCCACGACCCGACGGCGCUGAACAUCCGGGCCGGAGACGUCAUCAUGGUCCUGGAGCAGCACCUGGACGGACGCUGGAAGGGCCACAUCCACGACAGCCAGCGGGGGACGGACCGGGUCGGAUUCUUCCCCCCGACCGUCGUGGAGGUGAUCAGUCGGAGAAACGGGGGCGCUCUCUCCCGCCACGCCUCCCUGCCCACCCAGCCGCCCAGAGCCCCGCCCCCCUCCUGCCUAAGCUCCGCCCCCCACACCGACGACCCCUACAGCCUGUACGCUAACGGGCUAGCCGCCGCCGCAGGUCCGUCCUCCGGGUCCGGGUUCGAGUCCGGGUUCGAGUCCCCGUCCGGGUCCGGAUCCUGGUCUGAGUCCGGGUCUGGGUCCGGGUUCGAGUCCAGGUGUCCCUUCCAGGACAUCUGGGUCCUGCGGGACUCGUGUCAGGCCGGCGACCGCAGCAGCGUUAGCAGCACCGGCAGCGCCGCUAGCAUCCGCAGCACCCGCAGCGCCGGCAGCGGCCAGAGCACCGAGAGCAGCAGCAGCACCGCCGUCACCGGAGCCGCGCUAGCGCUAGCGACGGCGCCCCCUGCUGCCGACGCCGACCCGGGACCCCCGGACCCCCCCGGAGGGUUGACGCCGCGCCGCCAGCCCGUCUCGCUGCAGCGAUCAGAACCAGCUAGCUUCUCCCAGCAGUUCAUCCGACCCCAGCAGCUGCUGGAGGGGAAGGACGGGGAGGCGAUCCACCAGUGGCUGAGUGAGUUCCAGCUGCAGCAGUACACGGAGAACUUCCUCAGGGCUGGAUAUGAUGUUCUGACCAUCAGCAGGAUGACGCCUGAGGACCUGACGGCCGUGGGCGUCACCAAACCCGGACACCGGAAGAAAAUCUCCAUGGAGAUCGGCCAGCUGGAGCUCCCUGAUUGGCUGCCGGAGUUCAUCCCCGCCGACCUCAGCGAGUGGCUCGGAGCGAUCGGACUCCCCCAGUACCAGCAGCAGCUAACGGAGAACGGCUACGACUCCAUUAGCAUCGUCAAGGACCUGAGCUGGGAGGACCUGCAGGAGAUCGGCAUCACGCGGCUGGGUCACCAGAAGAAGCUGAUGCUAGCGGUGAAGAAGCUGUGCGACGUCCACCGCGCCGCCGUCCUGCAGGGGGAGUCGGGCACCGGCACGCUGCGGCGUAAAGCCCCCGGGGCCCCCGUAGGGGCCGCCGUGGGGCCCCCUGGGGCCCUGCACCUGGUGGCCAUCGAGGCCGGCGACGGCGACGGCUCGGCGCCGCACACGCCCAAGAUGCUGAGCUUCCAGGACAGCGAGCUGAGCACCGAGCUGCAGACGGCCAUGGCCGGCCCCUACGGGCCCCCCGGGGCCCCCGAGGCCCCCGCAGGGGCCCGGUUCAGCCCCCGCGGCUGGUCCCAGGACGGCCACACGUUAGCCUCCGUUAGCCCCCGCGGCUGGUCCCAGGACGGCCCAGACACUCGGGAGAGGAACCUCCCGGAGGGCCGGGACCCGCGCCCGCUGAAGCAGGUGCCGCUGGGAACCGCCACCGUGUUCAAGUACCCGGCGGUCGCCGCUAAACCCGCGCCGCCGCUGUCCGGCUCGCCGCGCGGCUUCAGCUACCUCCACGCCCGCUGCGGCUCCGCGGAGCCGGCCGCGCCGCCCAAACGGCGCUGCCAGAGCGCGACGCGCUACGCCCUCUCCGACGGCGAGCCCGACGAGGACGACGACGACGAGCUGGCCGUGCCGCCGGGCAACGUGCCGUCGUACGCCACGCUGAGCCGCCGGCCCGGCCGCGGCCCCGAGAAGGGCGGCGGCGCGGUGGGACGCAGCCAGUCCUUCGCGGUGCGCGCCCGGAGGAAGGGGCCGCCGCCGCCCCCGCCCAAGCGGCUAAGCUCGGUUAGCAGCACCACCAGCGGCGAGCUGAGCGACGGCAGCACCUCCUCGUCCUCUGGCGCCGGCGUGGUGACCGACAGCCCCGGCAGCGUGAGCGUGAGGAGCAUCGCGGCGUCCCUGGAGGGCCCGGCCCCCGCGGCCCCCCCGCCGGAGCCCCCCCGGCCCCCUGACCCCCCCGGGGCCCGGAGGCGGGUCCAGAGCGAGUGCGUCCCCGACCGGGCCGUGGCCGAGCCGGACCGGGGCCCAAAGUCGGACUCGGAGGAGGACGAGUCGCGGGGCGGGGGGCCCUGGGGGGGGGCCCUGGAGGGGUCGGCGUCCCCCCAGAACAGCUCCGGCGAGUGCAUCCCCUUCGCCGAGGAGGGAAACCUGACCAUCAAGCAGAGGCCCAAGGCCCCGGGGCCCCCCCGGGCCGAGGCCGUGCUGGAGCCCCCCCAGGCCGGGGCCGACCCGGCGUCCCCCGAAACACCGGCCCUGGAGGUGCCCGAGUUCAACCUGAAGGAGUCGGACACGGUGAAGCGCCGACACAAACACAAGGACAAGGAGGAGGCCGGGGAUUCCCUGGCCGGGGAUUCCCUGGCCGGGGACUCCCCCACUGCGCUAGGAGUAGGCGAGGCUAGCGCAGAGGCUAGCGCCGAGACGCCGGCACCGGUCAAACCUCCUCCGUCCCCGAAGCCGGCCAUCGCCCCAAAACCCAUCCGGACCAGCAUCCUGGCGGCGCAGGGACUUCCGUCCCCCACGGUGACCGUCAGCGCCGUCCAGAGCGUGGCCUUCUCCUCCCCGCCCUCGCCGGCUCCCCCGGGUCGUGGAUCCCCAGUUCGGGGGUCGCCGGCCCGGGGGGGUUCCCCUGCCCGGGGAUCCCCAGUUCGAGGGUCCCCGGUUCCAUCCCCGACCCCCCAGAGACACCAGGGCCUCGUCCCCGAGGCGUCCACCGGGACGGAGAUCGUCCACCAGAGAUUCGACCAGACCAGCCCCUCCCUGGCGCCGGCCCGGGGGGGUUCCCCGGUCCGGGGGUCGCCGGUUCGGGGGUCGCCGGCCCGGGGGGGUUCCCCGGCAUUGGGGGGUUCCCCGGCCCGGGGUUCCCCGGCUCGGGGGUCCCCAGUUCGGGGGUCGCCGGCCCGGGGGGGUUCCCCGGUUCCAUCCCCGACCCCCCAGGGUCUCGUGGUCCACCAGAGACUGGACCAGACCAGCACGUCCCUGGCGGCGGCCCUGAAGGCCGUGGAGAGGAAGCUGGAGGACUCGUCGUCUGACGGCAGCAAGUCCGGCUCGGUCCGGUCGGCGGGAAACAUCCUGGACGACAUCGGCAGCAUGUUUGACGACCUGGCGGACCAGCUGGACGCCAUGUUGGACUGAGAGGAGGAGGAGGGACUUCCCAGCAUUCCUAGCUGCAGGACUUCCCAGCAUUCCUAGCUGCAGGACUUCCCAGCAUUCCUAGCUGCAGGUCCGGGGACUUCCUGGUCCAGGUCCUGGUCCUGGUUCUGGUCUUGGUUCCUGAACACCAGCACUUCCAGAACUAAAACCCAAAAAACUCCCAGACCAAGUCUGGUUCCAGUCGCCGUGUCAGACUCUUGUUGCUAUGACGACAAGCCCCUCCCCCUUAUUUUUAUCCUGCAGUAAAUACAACUUUUUUUUGUGAUAUUUUAGAAAAAAGACGUCAGAGAUAAAAAAAAAAAAAAACGAUUUAAAAAUAUGGUGCCAAUUCUAACCACCGAUUCCGUUCUGCAACAUUUUUCUUUCCGUUGUUUUUUCAGGUCAUUGAUGUUUUGUUUUUUUGUUUUUUUUUACUGUUUUUUUGUAUUUCAAUUAUUUAUUCACACAUUUUAAGACCCACAGAACAAAACAUGUUUUCUUCGCCAACAAAUGACACUAAAAAGUGCUGAAAUGAUGUCAAACUUUGUACAUAAACGACCAACAGAGACGUUGUUUCUGCCGCCCCCUGGCGGCCGAGCAGAGACACUACACGCCUUUUACUCAGCAGUAGAAACGUCUUCCUUUCAGACGUCACUUUAUAUGAACUUUACUGAGUAUUAGGUUAUAUUAGAAAUAUUUGAGAGGAGGAAGAUUUGUUUUUAUUGUGCACUUUGAGGAAAAAGUUGAAAUGUCGAGAUUAAUGUUGAAAUUUCGAGAACAAUGUUGAAAUACAAUUUUAAGAAUAAAGUUGAAAUUUCGUGAAUAAAGUUGAAAUACAUUUUGACUUUUUUCUCGAAGUGCAUAAUGAAAAACAAAUGUUCCUCUAAAAUAUUAUUUUUAUUUUUCUCCUGCCGAGCGAACAAACCUGGAGCUCUGACGUCACGUUAGCGAAACAUAGCUACGCUACAAAAGUCCAAACAUUUCAAGUUUUAAUAUUUAAAGAAAAAUAUCUAUUUUCUACUGAAGAUGUUUGUACAAAGGGAAGGG